AAACGCGGCGCUUCUGAUGGUUCGUGUGAAAAUUGUAGAGAGCAGCAGCAGCAACAGCAGCAAUCUGACUUUGACCCUGAACCUUGAAACUUUACAACUAUUUAGCGGCGCUGUUCUGUAAACUCUAACAAGAUCAAUGGAAUUUGAAGCAAUCAAGGUUUUAAAACUCGUGUGAAAACAAAUUGAGGCGAGCAAACAUGGACGCGACGACUGCGCCUGUCUGCCUGGCGGCGUUGGCCGUUAUUCUCUGCGCCGUCCUCGCGUGGAGGUCGGCGAAGAAGCAGUCGCGCGUCGCGGCGCUGGUGAACAAGUUGCCCGGGCCUCCCGCCUACCCGAUAAUCGGCACCGUCCUCGACAUCAUCAUGAUACCUAGAGAGAAUUUGAUGGAGGAAGUGUUGGCUCGCCAAAAGAGGUACCUACCAAUAUUCCGCACCUGGCUUGGAUCUCACCCUGGAAUCAAUAUAUGUCUUCCUGAACAUCUCGAGGUAAUAAUGAGCAGUUCCAAACAUCUGGAAAAAGGGUCCAUAUACAAGUUGUUACAUCCUUGGUUGGGAACAGGACUCCUAACAAGUUCUGGGUUGAAAUGGCACAGCCACAGGAAGCUGUUGACUCCUGCAUUCCACUUUGCUAUUCUCCAUAAUUUCGUGGAGGUUUUCUGCGAGAAGAGCCGCAUCCUGGUGGACAAGCUGAGAGCUCGCGCGGGAGGCGGGGGCUUCGACGUGUACCCCUACAUCACCAGGUGCACCCUGGACAUCAUCUGCGAGACAACAAUGGGGACGAAGGUUUAUGCUCAGGAUGUUGGUCGAUCUAAAUACGUUGAAGCAGUUUAUGGUGUUGCAGAAGAAUUGACAUAUCGAUUCUUGCGACCUUGGCUGCAUUUUGACUUCAUUUACAUGAAAACUCAGAGAGGCCGGAAAUUCAGAAACUAUCUGAAAGUUCUACAUAACUUCACAAGGAAGAUAAUUGAAGAAAGAAAGUCAUAUAUUGCAACAAAUGCAGCUGCCUUCAAGGAAAAUAGUAUGAGUGACUCUAAAAUAGGAACAAAAAAGCGUAUUGCCUUCCUUGAUCUGUUAUUGCAAUCUUCAAUGUCUGAUAACCAUCUUACCGAUGAAGAAAUUCGGGAAGAAGUCGAUACGUUCAUGUUUGAAGGUCAUGAUACGACAGCAUCUGCUAUAAGCUGGUGUUUAUUUCUUCUAGGACUACAUCCCGAUGUUCAGGCACUUGCUUACGAAGAGCAAGAGAAGAUUUUCCAGGGGUCAGAUCGUCCCGCCACGAUGCAGAACCUACAGGACAUGAAGUACUUGGAGCGGGUAAUCAAAGAGACGCUCCGGCUUUAUCCCAGCGUUCAUUUUAUUGCACGAUUGCUCCAGAGCGACGUGAAGCUAGGGGAGCAUCUCAUUCCAGCAGGCUGUCAGAUCAAUGUCAUGAUAUACCAAGCUCAUCGUAACCCUCAACAGUUUCCCGAUCCUGAGAGAUUCGACCCUGACAACUUCCUGCCAGAAAGAGUUCAGACGAGGCAUCCAUACGCUUACAUCCCAUUCAGUGCGGGUCCUAGGAACUGUAUAGGUCAGAGAUUUGCAUUGCUCGAAGAGAAAGUGGUACUGUCAUCCCUGCUACGUAACUUCAAAGUGCGUUCGCUUGAAGCGAGAAGCAAUAAAAUGCUGAGUGGUGAACUGAUACUCCGACCUGCCCACGGCAUACAAGUCUCACUGACGUUACGGAGCCCUAGCUGAUAAAACUGCCUUUAUAGAGCAUUUCACAAAAUUCUCCUUCAAAUAUUAACUUUAUACUGUGUAACAGAUACUUAUUUUUAGACUCAAUGUGAUAUUAUUAACAAAAAAAUUCAAAGCUAUUUUAUUGAAUAGGGAUACUGGAUGUUCUGAAGCUACCUUCAGCCAUCACCUGAAAAACCUAACUGUUAACUAUCACUCCUUCCAGAUUUUUAUUUUAUUUUUUAAAUCCUUAAUGGUCAGAAACAUUAAUGAAAAUCAUCAAACAAAGAUGGCUCUUAAAAAGCAAUUGUAAAAAAAAAUUAAAAAUUAUUUUAUUAUUUAGGCACUGUUAAAAAAAUUACAAUUAAACUUUCUGUCAUAUGUUUUGGUUACAAAAACAAAACAAUCUGCAGUAAAUAAAAUGUGCAUUAAUCUUCACUGUUAUUUAACUACCUGAUUUCCUGGGCAAUACAACCCAAAACUAAAAAUAAAAAUGCUAACUUUACAAUUGCAAGAGCUAUUGCCAAAAAAUAAUAAUUUUCAGCCUAAGCACUAAAGCGUUAUUUCACCACAUUAAAAUCGUAGCUCCAGAGAAAUUCUUCUUGAUUCUAAGAGAGUGGACCCUGUUAAUACCAGUGCUGUCGGCCGGGGUCACGGGUUCGAGUCCCGCGGCGAGUCUAAGGGGCUGGUGGUGUUUUAUGGUGUGUUUUUCCAGGAGGACGCCAGGUUAGCUCGUACAUCUAACCAAUGGGGUGGGUCGAACAGCCCCAGCGUGCUUCCCUAGACUCGGUGGCUGUAUCUUAAGGGGGUAUUAACUGCUAGUAGACAAUGGUUACACUCCCUGUUCAGCAUAAGGUGGCUGGUGCCUAACUACAGAUAUAAUACACGCACUGGAACUGAAAACAUGUGGUACACGUAUUUAUUAACGGAGAUAUUUGGGUACACGAUAUUGCACAACACUACUCUUGGUUGAUAAUUUGGACAUAAUUGAUACAUGAUAUUACACUACACUACUCUUGAUUAAUUAUGAUUGUCUCUCCCUAAGGCAGUCUGUUAGAGGGGGGAGUUCGUUGGUUGUCCUGAAGUCGGCCAGGUCCGUAAAGUGACUGACCUUAAGGCAGCCCUGUGGCCCGUGGCCUUAAGGCAGGAAUUACGACGGCCGGGUUAAGCCCUGCACCGUAAAAACCGACCCGGGGUUGCGUGGGGAAUUGACGUUACAAAGGAUUUGAUUCAUGACUAUAUUUACCAGAGUGAAGAAUCGAUGAUUUACUAAAUUUAAGGUUCCCCACGGAACGAACACACGAACACAUCCACCCCGGGCCACGAGCUGAUCUAGACUGCCGGAGGGGGCUGUUGCGCGGGGGGGGGAGGAACCGUUCCGCCGCGCGCCAAACCACGAGUGAAGAAAAGAAAUUACCAUUAUUCGGUUUUUAAUUGAAAACUUACUUGUUAAUUGUACAUGACCCUUGUUUGAAUAUUAAUGCUGACAUUAAAUGUAUUAUGAAAUAUUGAUUAAAGCUUUAGUUUAAGAAAUUGAACAAAUAUUAUUUAAAAAGAUGAGUUAACUUAAAGACUACUGACUAGUUGGUAAAAACCACCGUUUAUGUUUAUGUUUGUGGGUUUGUUCUGGAUAUUGCUUCAGCACCUUGUUUCUUACUUAAAUUAAGGCUCUAGGCCACGAUGAAAAUUAAGGGCGUUCAUUAAACACUGUGUCCGGAGGGGGCUAACACUCGUGCUCUAUGAUGCACAUUUCUUAGCACGCGUUAAUUUAAGGGGAUGGCUUGAAAAGCUUACUCCGUGAAUUAUUAUCGGUUGUUUGCAACAGGUGCAGUUCCGUGACAAAAUUUAUACACUGGGAGUACUUGCGUAUCUACUCCGCGUUUGACCCGGGUUGAGUUUGCGAGGGGAGAGUUCUACCAGCGGGAGCCAAUAAUACUGGCGGGUCGAGGCCGGGUUUAAUGGCCUCCGGUCGGUACGACGUCAAAUUUCCAGGGCAAUACAACCCAAAACUAAAAAUAAAAAUGCUAAAUUUUCAAUUGCAAAGAUAAUAAUUUUCAGCGUAAGCACUAAAGCGUUAUUUCACCACUUUAAAAUCGUAGCACCAGAGAAAUUCUUCUUGAUUUUAAGAGAGUGGACCCUGUUAAUACCAGAUUCAUAAUCAAGAAAUGACUAUUAAAAUUCCAGACUUUUCCUGACCAAAAUUGGAACUGAACUGUGUGCCUGUGUUCAAAAGUUACAGUAUCAGUUUAGAACGUGUGUGGUGUUUGUACUUCUGGUACAGGAGCACUACAAUAAAACUAGCUACAAACAAAAA
Molecule: messenger RNA, 4026 nt
Organism: Bacillus rossius redtenbacheri
Lineage: Eukaryota; Metazoa; Arthropoda; Insecta; Phasmatodea; Bacillidae
Product: cytochrome P450 4C1-like
Exons: 13
Coding region: 198-1733 (511 amino acids)
Molecular function (GO): heme binding; monooxygenase activity; oxidoreductase activity, acting on paired donors, with incorporation or reduction of molecular oxygen
Source: RefSeq, a predicted model, not a curated record